Molecule: messenger RNA, 3396 nt
Organism: Sesamum indicum (sesame)
Lineage: Eukaryota; Viridiplantae; Streptophyta; Magnoliopsida; Lamiales; Pedaliaceae
Source: RefSeq, a predicted model, not a curated record
GACAAUCCAGGGCAGGUCAUCGAGAAACAAUUGGGGUCUAUGCGUUAUAUUACCAUAGGGCGGCGUCACAGAGAAUAAAGCUACACAGAUAUACAAAACAACAUUGAUGUAUGCGUCUUGCAGAGGCGACUGACGAGAGCUAAAGGACAAUGGAGGACAAGCGAAGAGAUUCCACCGGAACCCCGCCGCCAUCCGCAUCCAUGACGGAGGCGCUUCUGUCGGAGCAACCGACGUCUCGGCGGAGAGGCGGAGGGCAGAAGCGGAAAUCGACCUCUAUCAACAGCGGAGGCGGCAGCUCGACUCCUCAGACGAUGUCAUCCAAGAGACAGGCUAGGGAAAAGCCGUCUGCAGUGCCUUUCCCUCCGAUCCACAUGAAUGGACCCUGCACUAGGGCACGCGUGCAACCUUACAACAGCAGCAGCUUCUCUGAGGUGGCUCCUGUGAAGACCGAGGCGGAGACUCGGGAGGCCGCUGCGAAGGCGGAGGAGAUGAGUAGAAUAAGUGAGAAUUGGGAGGCAUUAGAGGCGAAGAUUGAGGCUGAAUAUGAAGCAAUUAGGUCUAGAGAUGCGAAUGUUCAUGUCGUGCCUAUUCAUGCUGGUUGGUUCUCAUGGACAAAAAUCCAUCCGCUGGAGGAGAGGAUGUUGCCUUCAUUCUUCAAUGGGAAAUCAGAAAGUAGGACUCCAGAAAUAUAUAUGGAGAUACGUAAUUGGAUAAUGAAGAAGUUUCACCUCAAUCCAAAUGCACAAAUUGAAUUGAAGCAUCUCUCUGAGCUUACAGUUGGAGAAUUGGAUGCUCGGCAAGAGGUGAUGGAGUUUCUGGAUUACUGGGGUUUGAUUAAUUACCAUCCUUUCCCACAUCAUGAUCCUGCUGCUGUGAUUGUUGCUGCUGAUGACAACAAGGAUGAAGCUGGGAAGAUGGAGUCUUUGGUUGAAAAACUAUUUCAGUUUGAAACCGUGCAAUCAUGGACUCCAGCUGUUCCCAAGAUGAAUGCGGCGAUGCCAUCGGUGUCAUCUGGAUUUUUUCCAGAAUCUGUUGUUGCCGAUGAGCUGGUGAAAUCUGAAGGUCCUUCUGUUGAAUACCAUUGUAAUUCUUGUUCAGCAGAUUGCUCUCGGAAGCGCUAUCAUUGCCAGAAGCAGGCAGAUUUUGAUUUGUGUGCUGAUUGUUUCAACAAUGGGAAGUUUGGCUCGGAUAUGUCCCCAUCAGAUUUCAUUCUUAUGGAACCAGCAGAAGCUGGUGGUGCAAGUGGAGGGAACUGGACAGAUCAAGAAACUCUUCUACUGCUUGAAGCGAUAGAAUUAUUUAGAGAUAACUGGAGUGAGAUUGCUGAGCAUGUGGCAACAAAGACUAAAGCUCAGUGUAUAUUGCACUUUGUUCAGAUGCCAAUUGAAGAUGCAUUUUUAAAUCGAGAUGAUGAAAAUAAUGAUGCUCCUAAAGAAAAUGGGGUGCCAGAUUCCACCAGUACUGAAAAUUCAGCUCCUAAAGCUGACCGAGGGGGUGACUCUGCUCUUAAAGAUGUUCCUGAGAAAACAGAAAGCCAGGGUGUUAUUACUGACCAUCAGGACUCAUCCUGUCCAAUGGAAAUCUCUAAGCCGGAUGAUGUCAACGAGUCAGAUAAAAGUCUUGAAGAUGGGGAGAGCUUCGCACUGAAGGCCCUGAAGGAAGCAUUUGAAGCUGUGGGUUCUUCUCUACCUGGGGAAAGACUAUCAUUUGCUGAAGCUGGUAAUCCUGUGAUGACAUUGGCAGCAUUCCUAGUGCGGUUGGUGGAACCUAAUAUGGCUACUGCAUCAGUUCGCAGCCUCUUGAAAUCUCUAUCUGGCAAUUGUUCCAGCGAGCAGCUUGCUGCCAGGCACUGUUUCCCUUUGGAAGAUCCCCCGGAUGACAAGAAGAAUCUCACCGUCUCUGAGGGAGCUGCAACUGAAAUAAUUGAGCAUGAAGCUCGAAAGGACGAAGAUGAACUUGCUGAAAAGCAGCAGGAGGCAACACCUGAUUCAGUUGUUGAUAGAAUCAGUUUACGCAAUGAUGAACAUGAUGGAAAGAAAGAUUCUGCCCCUCAAGAACGCGAUGAACAAAAAGAUUCUACUUCCAAAGAUCAGAAACCUGUGGAUGUUCCCAGUAGUGCCCGUGCAGAUAGAUCAGAUACUGCUCAUGAGGAAGCCCCCCCAGCCACUGCUAGUGAACCUAGUAACUCUCCAAAGGAGCAGGCACCAAAAGAUGCUGAAGAAUCAGUUGUCUCGGCAUCUCAUAGUGAGCUUCAGUUGGAUCCUGUGAAGAAAUCAGAAGAUGGAGUUUCAGCUGCGGAGACCUCUCAGAUCAAAGAACCUCUGAAAGAUGAAAAUAUGAUAUCUGUCUCUGAGAAGAAAGAGGAUGAUGUAUUGGUCACAUCAAAUUCAGUGACUGAAAAAGAAGACAAUACAGGCGAUGGAGAAGCUAAAGAAUGUGGUAGUGACAAGAAAGGGCCCAUAGUGAAUAAACAUGAUCUUGAUAAGAAUAAGUUGCAGCGAGCUGCUAUAACUGCCCUUUCAGCUGCAGCAGUGAAAGCAAAGCUUCUUGCAGACCAAGAAGAAGAUCAAAUACUUCAGCUCUCCUCAUCACUAAUAGAGAAACAGUUUUACAAGCUGGAGAUGAAGCUGGCUUUCUUUAAUGAUAUGGAAAAUGUGGUGAUGCGGGUUAAGGAACAACUAGAUAGGUCAAAGCAGAGGCUUUUCCAAGAGAGAGCACAGAUUAUUGCAACACGAUUUGGGAUGUCGACAUCUGCUCGGCCUUCCCAAAUUUUACCUCCUAAUAGAGCCGCAGUUACAUUUCCCAACCCUGCAUCAAGAGCCUUUAUGGGCAUGAACUCCCUUAGGCCUCCUAUUUCUAGGCCGAUGAUGACAGCAAACCCUACUUCAAGCAAUUUUGUCACUGCAAGUGCCACAGGAAGCUCUGUGCCGCCUAAUGCAGACAGGCUUUCUUCAAUUGGCAUGAAGUAGUUUCUGCUGAAGUAUGGUGGGGAAGUUUGUUGUCUGAAUAUACAGCCCUCUUCUUCCAAGUUGGUGUGUAAAUCAUGUUUUGGCAGUGAAGGCACGUGCUCAUGAGGAAAGACCGGAAAUUAUUUCAUUUCCCUAGAGCAUCUCAACAGAAGUAGGAACCCAAAUAGCACUACUCCACCGAGGAAUACUUGCUAACUCAUUGCAAUUUGCGGUUUUGUUUGUAGAUUAGUUGCCCCCUUUCUCAAUCACUGUAAAUUUGUAAUAACUAAAAUCUUAGCAAUUUGAUGUGCAUUUCGACUGUAUUUCAACUUAGGUGUGUUUUUCAAGUGUCAAGCACUACAUGACUGAUUUGAGAUGCAGCCGUGUUUGUACCUGAUGCAGGCAGAGUCUCAUUGGUGGAAUGCCAUUCAAAAUGUUUUAAAUCUUA